Messenger RNA from Phalaenopsis equestris, 1440 nucleotides. Its product is annotated as putative S-adenosyl-L-methionine-dependent methyltransferase SAV_474/SAV474. Gene Ontology annotation, biological process: methylation. Gene Ontology annotation, molecular function: methyltransferase activity. The transcript is spliced from 2 exons. The record is from RefSeq and is a predicted model, not a curated record. NCBI's taxonomy places the organism in Eukaryota, Viridiplantae, Streptophyta, Magnoliopsida, Asparagales, Orchidaceae. Bases 448 to 1440 code for a protein of 330 amino acids.
UCUCGAAACUCAAGGAUUUACUUUACUUUCUCGAGUUAUCCAAUUUGGAAGGCGACAGGCUCGCCUGAGCGAACUUAGUUAGGUGGAUUCUUCAAGAGUGAUCCACUUCUUAUUGUUGAGGCAUACCACCUUCCUGGUAUGCAAGACUGGCCGGUCGGGCAAGCUGCAUGUGGUCUCGGGUCAUCCUAAGUAUAUCCUGCGGGGCCACAUCAGCUUUUCUGCCAUCCAAAGGAUACCAUUGUUAUUUGUGCUUUUCCUCAAUCAAUCCCCACUCUUAAAAAAAGAAAAUAGUACUUUAAUCUUCGUGGAGCCUCCUCCAACGUUCAAAACUAAACUCCCAUAACUCAUGUGUGGCUCUCUUUUCUUAUCCCUUCCCCAACUCCACUCCAUAACUCACAAGACAAAUCCCAAACCAAAACAGAGCUCACUGAACACCCAGUCAUUAUCAUGUCAGAAGCAGAGCAUUCACACUAUGAAACACAAACAGAAUCACCUGAGCAGCAGCUGAGAUCCGACACUGUUAGAUCCCUCCAUGAAACAAUAGAUCGAGAAUGGAGCGCGCUUCAGCGCACGGCAUGCCAGACGGCGGCGGGGAGAGCUCUAUGGAGCCAUGUGGUGCAUGACCCGGUGGCCGGCGUACUCGCCGGCGACAGCUUCCUCAGAAGCCUGAGGGAGAAGAUGAGGAACGAUAAGCUUAACAAUGCGCGGGAAGUUUCGGGGGUGAUAUUGGCGAUCAGGACACUCUGGUUCGAUGCCAAGAUCGAAGCUGCAAUCAGAUCGUUUGGAGAAGGUGAAGCACAGGUUGUUCUGCUUGGCGCAGGUAUGGAUGCAAGAGCCUACAGGCUGAACUGCCUGAACGAAAGCCAUGUAUUCGAAUUAGACUUUGCUGAGCUACUGCAAGUAAAAGCAUCACUUUUAAAGGAAGCAAUGGGCUCUGCUGAGCAGCAGAAAAAGGCAAUGAAAGCCAAGUCUGUGAUAAGUGUGGCCUCAGAUAUAAGAGAUGGAAACUGGCUUGAAAAGUUGCAAGUUUGCGGCGGCUUCGCGCGGGACAAGAGUACGGUGUGGGUGCUUGAAGGCAUACUGUAUUACCUCCCUCACCUCAAUGCCAUGGAAGUGCUUCGUACCAUUGCAGCCAACAGUUUGCUCGGAAAGACUGUUCUUUUGGCUGACUUCAUGAAUGAAUCAUCAGCCUCACUCUCCAAUUCUACUUACCACUUUUAUAGUGAUUGGCCAGACCAGUUGCUGGAAGCUCUUGGGUUUCACAAUAUAAAUCUUUCGCAGAUCGGCGAUCCUGAUGCAAAUUUUGGCUUGCUUCAUGAUCCCCAGAAUUUGUUCAAUAAGCUCAGGAGCUUGCCGAGAUCGGUGAAGGUAAAUCCGGAGGAUGGGACUCCCUGUUGUCGGCUUUAUCUCGUGGAAGCUUCAGGGUUCCCUAAGGAAUGA